AUGGAGCCAAUCGUGAAAGCAACCAUUCAAGCAGCAAUUCUGAGCGCCAUCUCAAACACCCUCGCUCAGCUCAUCUCAUGUCACCGCGCAGGCCAUGGCUACACCCUCGACACAAACCCGUUGGUCACCUUCGUAACAUUCUCGCUCCUCUCAUGCCCGCCUAAUUACCUCUGGCAAUCCUGGUUGGAAUCCACCUUCCCCGGCUACACUUCGCCCGAUGAUGCUGCUGUCGAGAAGAAGAUUGAUCCCGCUUUUGCCCAGCCUCCUGCUUCCUCGAGACCUAAGGCCCUAAGCAUCAAGAACACCGCCAUUAAAUUCGCUCUCGAUCAGACUCUUGGUGCCGCGGUCAACAAUGCUUUAUUCAUUGUGGGAAUCGCUUUCCUGAAGGGCCAGUCUGUCGAGACCGCUCUGUCAGCACUGCAGAAGGACUUCUUUCCCCUUCUGUUCGCCGGCCAGAAGCUCUGGCCCCUUGUGUCCAUCAUCAGCUUCACACUUGUGCCUCUCGAACACCGUACAGUCUUCGGCGGUAUCAUCGGUGUCGGUUGGGGUGUCUUCUUGAGUCUGAUGGCUAAUGACAAGUAA
Messenger RNA from Aureobasidium melanogenum CBS 110374, 582 nucleotides. RefSeq lists its product as uncharacterized. The transcript has 4 exons. Bases 1 to 582 code for a protein of 193 amino acids. The record is from RefSeq and is a predicted model, not a curated record. NCBI's taxonomy places the organism in Eukaryota, Fungi, Ascomycota, Dothideomycetes, Dothideales, Saccotheciaceae. Gene Ontology annotation, cellular component: cytoplasm; membrane.